This is a messenger RNA of Symbiodinium natans, 2253 nucleotides long. NCBI's taxonomy places the organism in Eukaryota, Dinophyceae, Suessiales, Symbiodiniaceae. The record is from the annotation of a GenBank genome assembly.
AUGGGUGUGGGUAUUGUCUCUGACAUCUUCAUGGGAUCGAUCGAGAAGAUUACGUCGAAGAAGAAGCGUGUCUUCAGCUCCAAUCUGCAGACUUUCAUCACCGUCAAGGUGUGGAAUGCAACCGUCUCAAACUUGACGCUGAUGGCUUUGGGUUCUAGCGCUCCGGAGAUCCUGCUGAGUGUCAUAGAGCUUCUCAAAAAUGAGAUGUACUCUGGUGAUUUGGGUCCAUCCACAAUUGUGGGCAGUGCAGCUUUCAAUUUGCUGGUCAUCACAGCUGUUUGCGUUUCGGCAAUCCCUGGUGGCGAGUUCCGUAGGAUCAAGGAUAUCCAGGUCUUUGCAGUGACAGCGACCUUCUCCGUUUUAGCAUACGUUUGGCUAAUCGUGAUCUGUAUGCUGUGGACACCUGACGUUAUCACCAUUGAGGAGGCGCUCAUAACGUUCUUCCUCUUUCCGGUCCUAGUGCUGCUUGCCUUCCUGGCCGACAAAGGCUACUUUGCCAGAGGGGGCAAGAGCAAGGAGGCGGAGAAAGUAUUGCUGGAUGCAGCGACAGAGCAGGAGAUUGCCACCAUGAGGAUGCGAAUUCUCAAGAAGCAUGGAACAGGGAUUCCAGAUGACAAAGUUGUGGCCCUGAUUAGAGAAGAGUUUGGUGCAGUGGAAGAACCCUCCAGAGCUGCUCGACGCAUAGCUGCCACAGAGAAAAUCUUCGGUGGCGGAAGGCGGAAAUCUGAUACCAAGGUAGUCCCCGUGCAACUUUCGCCUGAUGAGAAGGAGGCAGCUAAGCCCAACGUCGUGUUCGCCUUCGAGCACCUGGAGUACUCCUGCCUUGAAAGCUGUGACAUGCUGGAGCUGCUGGUCACCAGAGAGUCCGACAGCAUCGAGCCAUUGGGCAAAGGGAGUGUCUCGUACAGAACGAAGGAAGUCACGGCCAAAGAUGGCAAAGAUUUCAUCAAAAAGCAGGGCACGCUGGAGUUUGACGAGGACGAGACGGAAAAGAUGAUCUAUAUCCAAAUCCUCGAUGACGAUGAGCAUGAGCCGGACACGUACUUCGAUGUGGAGCUCUACCAGCCGUGCUCCGUCGAUGAGUCCAAGGUCACGACAAAGCUGGGAAAGAAUAAGACCGCUCACGUUCGGAUCGUGGAUGAUGAUGCGGUCGGAGUUCUGGCCUUCAGCAGCCAAGAAGAGAAGGUCAGCGAGAAUUUCGGCGGGGAGAAGGUAAUAUCGAUUAUGGUCCACCGGCAUGCUGGUGCAAAAGGGGCCGUUGCCUGCUCCUAUCGGACGGAAGAUGGCACUGCCAUCGCUGGCAUUGACUAUGAAGAAGCGACUGGAACACUUGAGUUUGCAGACCAAGAGACGGAAGCAGAGAUCCAUAUCACCAUCAAGCCAAGAGGUCGCUUUGAUACGACGUCCAUCUUCAGGCUAUACAUCGAAGAAGCGACAGGAGGAGUUGGAUUUGCAGCUCACACAGAUGGUGGAGAGGAGUGCUGCAUUUGCACCAUCGUCGUGGGAAGCGAUGAAGCGACAAAACGUCGAGCCGAUAAGCUCAAGCAGGCCUUCAAGGUGAACUGGGAGGUGCAGAUGAUGGCUCGGGACAAUUGGAAGGAUCAAUUCACUGAUGCCGUGCUCAUCGACCCGGGGGAAGCAAAGGGCUGCGAGUUGGUCACCGCGUAUGUGUUCCACCUCAUCACGAUGCCCUGGAAGGUGAUUUUCGCCUUGAUUCCUCCGGUUGACUACUGCGGUGGCUGGCUGUGUUUCUGCUCCUCACUUGCCAUGAUCGGUGUGGUGACAGCAGUCAUAGGCGAUUUGGCUGAGCUCUGUGGGUGUGUAGUGGACAUGCCGGACGAGAUCACUGCAAUCUCCCUAGUUGCCCUUGGCACGUCACUGCCAGACACGUUCGCAUCCAAGACAGCCGCGGAACAGGAUCCUACAGCAGACGCAUCCAUUGGCAAUGUCACUGGAAGCAACUCUGUCAAUGUCUUCCUUGGUUUGGGCUUGCCCUGGACCCUCGGAGCCAUUUACUGGGCAGCUCUAGGUGAAUUAUCGCCGGACCACCAGUGGUUUACGAAGUACCGCGGUCAGAGUGUGGUGGACAACUACCCCUUGGGUGGGGCGUUCGUGGUUUUAGGUGGGAACUUGGGCUUCAGCGUGGCUGUGUUUUGCUGCUGCGCAUCUGCCUGCAUUCUGGUGAUUCUGCUACGAAGAUGGUUUGUUGGGGGUGAGCUCGGCGGUCCAAAAGGCUUGCAUCUCAGUUACUGA